AUGUCCACUGCAUCUACUGCUACUACGCCACCUGUCUCCAGGUCGUCUCUGGAUGAGUCCUUUAAGGAGUCCUAUAAGAAACUCUCUGGUCCAUCAGCUUCAAUUGUGAGUGUGUAUUCAGCUGCUUUUACUGCACGACUUAUUGAACAUGUUAUGGGCCGUUGUGUGAUCGAAGAUCUCAACCCAUUUGAAAUAGAGAAGCAUUACCACUUACAAGAAUGGUACUAUUGCUUCAAGAAAAAGUUCAUGAGAACAUUCCCUUCUGGGGAGGAAUUUUUUACUCACCCAAGGGAGGAAUACGAAAAAUUUUUCUCUGGACUGGAAGAGUCAAUACGACAGGUACUGAACUGUAUGGAACAAUGUUUUCAUAUGUGUAUCAAACAUCUUCUUGAGAAUAAGGUUUUCUUUCCGGAGCUGAUGUUCUAUACUCGUGAGUUUAUCGAAAAUGAAUUCAUUCCUAGCAUUCGGGAUAGCGACAAGAACGCCUAUCUUGUGGCAACUCAGAUUCGCCGUACGAAGUUAGCGAUGCGAGCAUCACAAGGAGACUACAAGCCAUUGUUGUUCCACCUCCUUGCCUUGUCUGUUAGUCCUGAAAAAAUAUGGUGUCAAUUUCUCGCCAUCUUUGUACCCAAACUAACGACUCCCAAACUAAUAGAAGAAUGUACUCAGUUGUUUAGGAAAGCUGAAUCCAGUAUGAAGACUAUUGAGAAACAGAUUCAGCUUUGGUACGUGUCCAUUGCAGAGUAUCAUAAAAAUUGGCUCUCGAAAGGACCGGGCCGUGUCAAAAGAUUCGAAGUUUGA
Molecule: messenger RNA, 801 nt
Organism: Clavispora lusitaniae ATCC 42720
Lineage: Eukaryota; Fungi; Ascomycota; Pichiomycetes; Serinales; Metschnikowiaceae
Source: RefSeq, a predicted model, not a curated record